Molecule: messenger RNA, 3448 nt
Organism: Monodelphis domestica (gray short-tailed opossum)
Lineage: Eukaryota; Metazoa; Chordata; Mammalia; Didelphimorphia; Didelphidae
Gene: CYP7A1
Product: cytochrome P450 family 7 subfamily A member 1
Biological process (GO): bile acid biosynthetic process; cellular response to glucose stimulus; cholesterol homeostasis
Cellular component (GO): intracellular membrane-bounded organelle
Molecular function (GO): cholesterol 7-alpha-monooxygenase activity; heme binding; iron ion binding
Source: RefSeq, a predicted model, not a curated record
UCUACAUCUUCUUACUCAUUUGAACAUAAGUUCUCCAGCUACUCAGAAGUCCCCUCUAAGUUUACAAAAUGUUGACAAUAUCUUUGAUCUGGGGCAUUGUUGUGGCAAUAUGCUGUUGCUUGUGGCUUAUUACUGGAAUAAGAAGGAGGCGAAUGGGAGAGCCACCCCUGGAAAAUGGGCUAAUUCCAUAUGUAGGUUGUGCUCUGCAGUUUGGAGCCAAUCCACUUGAAUUUCUCAGGAUAAAUAAAAGAAAAUAUGGUCACAUAUUUACCUGCAAACUAAUGGGAAAAUAUGUGCAUUUUAUUACCAAUCCCUUUUCAUACACUACAGUAAUGCGUCAUGGAAAAUACUUUGACUCAAAAAAAUUUAACCUUGCUGCUUCUGCAAAGGCAUUUGGGCACAGAAGCAUUGAUCCCAGUGAUGGGAAUACUACUGAAAAUGUACAUGAGACUUUCAUUAGAACCUUGCAGGGUGAUGCCUUGAAUUCCCUCAGUGAAGCCAUGAUGGAAAAUCUCCAGUAUGUCAUGAGACCACCAGGUCUUUCCAAAACAAAUCCUGACAGCUGGGUGACAGAGGGCAUGUACUCCUUCUGCAACAAAGUGAUGUUUGAGGCUGGUUAUUUGACUCUCUUUGGCAAAGAUCUUACAAGGCAAGAAGCACAGAGAACAUCCAUCCUAAACAACCUUGAUAACUUCAAGCAAUUUGACAAGAUCUUCCCAGCCUUGGUAGCAGGGCUUCCGAUUCACGUGUUUAAGAAUGCCCACAAUGCAAGGGAGAAAUUGGCUGAAGAUCUGAAACAUGAAAAUCUACAGAAAAGAGAUAAUAUUUCAGAGCUGAUCACUACCCGCAUGUUCCUGAAUGAUACUCUCUCAACCUUUGAUGACAUGGAGAAGGCAAAAACCCACCUGGCUUUACUUUGGGCAGCUCAGGCUAAUACACUCCCUGCCACUUUCUGGUGCUUAUUUCACACAAUUAGGAGUUCAGAAGCAAUGAAGAUGGCUACUGAAGAAGUCAGAAAAACUUUAGAAAAAUCUGGCCAAAAAAUUAGCUUUGAAGGCAAACCUAUAAGUUUGAGUCAAAUGCAGCUAAAUGAUAUGCCAGUACUAGAUAGCAUAAUCAAGGAGGCUUUGCGACUUUCUAGCGCAUCUUUGAACAUUCGACCUGCCAAGGAGGAUUUCACUUUGCACUUAGAGGAGGGCUCUUACAAUAUCCGAAAAGAUGACAUAAUAGCGAUUUAUCCCCAGCUGCUGCACUUAGAUCCAGAAAUCUACCCUGAUCCCUUGACUUUCAAAUAUGACCGUUACCUUGAUGAAAAUGGAAAACCAAAGAACAGUUUCUAUUGCAAUGGCAUCAAGUUAAAAUAUUAUUAUAUGCCCUUCGGAUGGGGACUGACAAUGUGUCCUGGAAGAUUGUUUGCUGUCUCUGAAAUCAAGCAAUUUUUGAUUCUGAUGCUUUCCUACUUUGAAAUGCAGCUUGUUGACAGUCAAGUUAAAUGCCCUCCUUUAGACCAGUCUCGUGUAGGUUUGGGCAUUUUACCACCAACAAAUGAUAUCGAGUUUAAAUAUAGACUAAAAUACCUUUGAAUGUGAAAAUUUUACUGAGAGGAGAAAGGAAAACUGGGUGAUGUUUUAUGUCCAAAGACAGUCAACACCUCCAGCAAGCCUGAUGGAAGGCUACAGUAUAGAAGAAAGAGCACUUGGAAUUGAAUCUAUAGUUGAGCCUCAGCAACAUGUUACUGCUUGGUUGACCAACAGCAACUUAAUCACUCUGGGACUCAGUUUCCUCAUUUACAAAAUGGUGAAGGAGUAUUGCACUCAAUGAUUUUGAAGUUUUCUUCUAUUUUAAAUCUGUACUACCAAGUGGGUUCAGUUGUUUCAGUAGUUCUGCUUUUAUUUACCAGUACUUGUUUAUAAAGUAUGACAUCUUGGGAAUAAUUUUAGAUAACAUAUAGAAUUGUACUUCUACAAAGAACAGCUUAAAAUUAUUUUUCAUUUAAGCUAAUGGAUCAACUUUCUUUCAACAAAAGCCUACAUUUUAUUCUAGGGGAGAAGAGUCAGGAAAUUGGUAUUUUUCCAAGAGGGAAGGGUUGCAGUUGGUCAAGGAUUUUUUUCCUAAGGAAAUUCCUUUUUAUUUUUAUAAAAAGCAGCCAAUCUUUAUUUGGAAAAAAUAAACAACAGACAUAAAAAGCAAUUCACGUUUUAGUGAAACUGGGCCAGUCUGUUUCACACUUGGUGGCUUCUUUACCUGUGAUAGUGGUGUUAUGAAGCUUUAACAACUCAGGUAUUUAAGGCUAAGUAAGGGAAUAUUUUUCAACUGUUUUUAAAUCCAAGAUAAUUUUCCUAUGUUAAAUUUUCCAUUUUCCAAUAUUAAAAAUAGUCUUUCAAUGUACUAAUAGCAUUGAACUUUAUUGUAAUAUCUUGUCUUUCAUUAUGUAUUAAUUUAUUAUCUCAGGGAUACAUAGCAAUCCAACUAAGGGUAUAAAUGAUAACAUCUUAUUUACUUUUAUAUUUAAACCAAUCUUCAUAUGGAGAGCUUUUUGGAAAACAAAAGGCAAUAUCAUUUUUCCCUUCAAUAAAAAGCAUGUAGCUUUCAAAUACUGUUUUUUGAAGGUGUAUAACCAAACUGCCAUUUAAAGUAUUUCAUUAUAAAAACCCCACAAAUCCCACAAUCAUUUAUUUUCAAAAAAUUAGUUUUUAGAUUUCAUUUUAUUACUUUUUAUUGUUAAACAAACCAUAGUACAAAUAAAAAGCAAUAAUUUAUUACUAUGUAUAAUAGUGUUUUAACUAUUGUAUACAACCUAGAUUUGAUUUAAUAUUUUAAGUAUCAUCUUUGUCUAUGAUGGUGUUAUUCAUAUAUGUGCAUAUAGCUAUGUAUAAUUUAUAUUUAAUAUAUUUCUUAUGUAUUAUACAGAAAAUAUUAAGAAAAUGACAAGGAUGUAGCUAUUUUUCUGAAAUGAUUUGUUCAUUUUAACUUGCAUUAGUUCAUUAAAAAAUUUAAAAGAGACUAUUCAAGGAAUGUUUUUUAAAAUGUUUUUAUAUUCAGAGUGUUUAAAUUAGAUACAUUUAUGAUUAUUUAAAUAUUUAAAAUAAGUUGUUACAGAUCUGUAAAAACAAUAACUGUGUCCACAAAUUUUUUCCAAAAUAAAAGUCAAACUAAGCUUUGAUUAAUAGUAAUAAACAUUUAUCUAAUGCUUACUAUGUGCCAAAUACUGCACUAAGCACUUCAUAAUUAUUAGCUCAUUUGUUCUGGUAGAUGCUAUUUUGAUACUUUCCUACUAUAUAGUAUUCCCAAUGUAUAAAUAUAUUGUUUAGUACCCCUAAGUAGUAGUCUGUCUGCCUUUGCUUGGUUAGGAACCACCUCCUUAGAACCCAUUUCAUUUCCAGAUAAAUUACAUUGCUAAGAAGGUCUUCCUUAUAUUGAAUAAAAAUAUGUUUGCCUGUACCUUCAA